Euleptes europaea (tarantolino) is the source of this 1144-nucleotide messenger RNA. Its product is annotated as L-threonine 3-dehydrogenase, mitochondrial-like. The transcript is spliced from 8 exons. Lineage: Eukaryota; Metazoa; Chordata; Lepidosauria; Squamata; Sphaerodactylidae. Gene Ontology annotation, molecular function: L-threonine 3-dehydrogenase activity. The record is from RefSeq and is a predicted model, not a curated record. Gene Ontology annotation, biological process: L-threonine catabolic process. The coding region runs from base 10 to 1140 and encodes 376 amino acids.
GUGGGAACAAUGCCAGUCAUCAGGAGCCUGAGUCGAGCAGUCAGGCAGGUGCUGCAGAGACCUGGCUGCGGCUGCCAGGUUGCUGUCGUUCCGGUGAGGUGUCUUGGUUUCUCACCCCGGCAAGUAACCUCAGAUGCCAGCUUUCAUUCUGUAUCUUUCUCAGAAACAGAUCACCCCAGAGUAUUAAUUACAGGGGGACUAGGUCAGCUUGGAGUAGGACUUGCUAAACUCUUGCGAAAACGCUUUGGGAAGAACAAUGUGAUCCUGUCAGAUAUUAGAAAGCCACCUGACAAUGUCUUCUAUAGUGGUCCUUUUAUCUACUCUGACAUUUUGGACUACAAGAACCUGCGUGAGAUAGUAGUGAACAACCGGAUUACAUGGCUGUUUCAUUAUAGUGCUUUGCUCAGUGCUGUGGGAGAAGCCAAUGUCCCUUUGGCAAGAUCUGUAAAUAUCAAUGGAUUGCACAACAUUCUUGACAUUGCUGCUGAACACAACUUGCGACUCUUUGUACCCAGCACAAUUGGAGCAUUUGGACCCACCUCCCCUAGAAACCCAACCCCUGAUCUCUGCAUCCAAAGGCCCAGGACAAUCUAUGGUGUCUCCAAAGUUCAUGCUGAGCUCAUGGGAGAAUAUUACCAUUACAGGUAUGGGCUGGACUUCCGGUGCCUAAGAUAUCCUGGCAUUAUCUCAGCUGAUUCCCAGCCUGGUGGGGGAACAACUGACUAUGCUGUCCAAAUCUUCCAUGAUGCUGUGAAAUCUGGCAAGUUCCAGUGCAACCUAAAGCCAGACACACGCCUCCCAAUGAUGUACAUCAGUGACUGCCUGAGAGCUACCUUGGAGGUCAUGGAGGCACCUGCCGAGUUGCUUAGCAUGAGGACAUACAACAUUGGAGCCAUGAGUUUUACUCCUGAGGAGCUGGUUCAAGAGGUCCAGAAGCAUAUUCCAGAACUUGAAGUUUCCUACAACGUGGAUGCAGUCAGACAAGCCAUUGCUGACAGCUGGCCCAUGGUUUUUGACGACAGCAAUGCACGCCGAGACUGGGGAUGGAAACAUGAUUAUGACCUUCCAGAGCUAGUGACUACAAUGUUCAACUUCCUGGGCUCUGCAUCCUGUGUUACCAAGAUUGCCCAGGCCAACUGACCCU